CAACCCCGACGCGCAGCUCCACUGCUACGUUUCGUGGGCAGAUAGAGACACGGCUGUGUGUCUGAGUGGGAGAUGGACUGAGUGAGGGCGCUCUUUCGACCAGUGCUGCCGAGAGCAUUGAAAUACCCACAAGCUAGGUUGAAAUCAUUGACGAUUUUAGGUCGCUGAAUCAACAAGAAAAACAUAGCACCCUCAUCAAUCUUUCACAUCCCACUCUAAACACACUAACACGGCAUUGAUGGUAAUGUAUGCAAGGAAACAACCGAGACUCGGCGAUGGGUGCGACCGAAGAGAUUCUCAGCCCUAUCAGGCGCUCAAAUACUCGUCCAAGAGCCAUCCGGGAGGGGACCACCGACAUGAGAAGAUGCGAGACUCGUCAGAUGUCACUCCUCCCUGCAAGAUGCUCAGGAGGUCCGACAGCCCUGAAAACAAACACAUCGACAGCACAGGGCACAGCAGAGCAAAGGCUGUCCAUACACACCGGGCCAGAGACAGAGACGGAGGGACUAGUUAUUCUCCACAAGAAAAUUCUCACAACCACAGUUCCCUUCAUAGCUCCAACUCACAUUCUAACUCCAGCAAGACCUCAGACACACCUUACGAACCUGGUGACGACUGGUCAGAGCACAUCAGCUCGUCUGGAAAGAAAUACUAUUACAACUGCAGGACGGAGGUGUCCCAGUGGGAGAAGCCCAAAGAGUGGUUGGAGAGAGAACAGAGGCAAAAAGAGGCAACAAAGACUGCGGUUGUCAACAGUUUCCCCAAAGACAGAGACUACAGAAGGGAGGCCAUGCAAGCAUCGGCAGCCCCUGGCUUUACUGGAGCAAAGUCAGCCCAGGUGGAGAAGCCUGCAGCGACCCUUGCCACCCAGUCCCAGUCAUCAUCCUCUGGCUCGGGGAGCUUGAACCCCUCAUCGGGGCCACACGGGUCAUCCGCCUCCACGGUACCCGUGUCCCCGGUCCUGCAGUCCCCCGCCACUCCGUUCCUCCAGGACCCCACCCUGCUUCGCCAGCUUCUCCCAGCACUUCAGACCGCCCUGCAGCUCAACAAUGCCAGUGUGGACAUGGCGAAAAUUAACGAAGUUCUCACCGCUGCUGUCACACAAGCGUCAUUACAGUCGAUGCUCCAUAAGAUCCUCACUGCUGGACCGUCAGCUUUCAACAUCACUACUAUCCUCUCUCAAGCCGCUCAGCUCUCCAACCAAGCUCAGCAAUCGAACCAGUCACCCAUGUCGUUAACAUCAGACGCCUCAUCGCCCAGGUCUUAUGUUUCCCCGAGGAUCAGCACACCACAGACCAACGCUGGUCCCCUCAAACCCCUCCUCAGCACGCAGCCUGUCAUCUCGCAGUCAAAAGUGAGCACGUCAACAGGGAAGCAGUCCUCUCAUCCCCAGCCCACAUCCCAGCAGUCCCUCUCCAGCGAUAAGCACCACAGUCAGGAUGCCACCACGGCAUCCCCACGCAACCUCCAGCGCCAAGGCAGUCAUAGGAGUCCCUCCCCGGGUCCCAACCACGUCUCCUCCUCCAGCAGCAACGCCCCCAACUCCGCCUCCGCUCCCCCCUCCGCCUCAUCAGCGCGACCCUCCUGCACCUUCACACCCACCCUCGCCGCCCACUUCGAUGAGAAUCUCAUCAAACACGUGCAGGGCUGGCCGGCCGAACACGCCGAGAAGCAGGCAUCAAGACUACGUGAAGAGGCUCACACCAUGGGGAGCAUCUGUAUGUCUGAGAACUGCACCGAGCUCAAAAACCUGCGGUCCUUGGUCAGAGUCUGUGAAAUACAAGCGACAUUGCGUGAGCAGAGGAUAUUGUUUCUGAGACAGCAAAUCAAAGAACUUGAAAAGUUGAAGAAUCAGAACUCCUUCAUGGUCUGAGAACUUCUGGUUGCAAAAGCUGAAGUGGGAGUUUGAGGGGGGGGCGGGGGUUAAAAGAGGGGAAAGACCCAUUGCACAUAGGCGGAAGCUGGAGGGAGAGCGGUUGUUCGGUUCCUCUUGAGCCCAGUCUCAACACACACAGGAGCUGCUGCAGUCGGGUCGGCUUUGGACCGUUUGGGCUGGGAGAACCAAGAGGGAGACCCGAGGAGCCGUUGGAAGCGGGCCGGGCGGGAGACGGGAAGGGGGGGAGCUUUACAAGACUCUUGUUUUGUAAAAAACCCCACGGCGGUGGAUAAAAAAAAUGUAGAUUUCUUGUAGAUGUUAUUAUCUAUGUUGUACAUACGUUUUGUAGAUUGAAGCCAUGGAAAGCCAUGCCUAUCAAAGCUUUUGACAUCCAAACUAAUCAACGCCUAGGCGGCUACAUUCAUUAGCUAGCCUCUCCUUCACGUUUAACUCGUCUGCAGACUUUAAAGCUUCAUUUUUUUUGUCAAUUCAUGGAUCAUUGAACCAUUGAGCAUGCGCGACCUGCACGUCAGCGGAGGAGGAUGUUCCAAAGCCAUUUAUAUAUACACACAAACACACACACACACACACACAAAGGAGCCGAGCAUAACAAGCGGAACACGCUGGCUCUGAUUUGUAGUUUUCUUUCCUCAAAUAUUGGUAGGCUGAUCUACUCUCGACUAGACUCUCUUCCUGUGCCCCUCUCUGGGUGAACUGUAACCUGUACUCAGGUGUGGUAAACAUCCCCCCUCCCCUCUUUUCGGCAGGUCUAUCAUGACUGCUCGCAACGGUUCAGUGAUCUACUUGCAGCUUCUGGUGGCCCUGCAUGUCCCAGUCUGGAAAAAAAAAAACUGUGCCUGGUGGUGUGGUGGAGUGAGUGAUUUAAUAAAAAAAAAAAAAAAAAAAAAAAAAGAAAAGAAAAAAAGAUGUGAUUGCGUGCUGCUUUUGACCCCCCUUCCCCCUCCUCUUCCCAGUCCUCAUCCCUGCCCCGCCACAUCUCCUCCUGAGGCAUCAACACUUCACACCCUUGUUGUUUUUUUGGGUUCCAACAACUUUUUGGUUCCUCGAUUUUUCUUUCCCCCCCCACCCCCCUCUCUGACAUUGUACUUUACAAGAUGAGGAGGCCACCACUAGUUCAUUCCGUUUUGUACAGUCGCUAACACACAGUGGAGUUUUUUUUAUUUUUUUCCCCCAGAAGCGAACACGGAAUGAAAAGGUUUUAUUUAUAAAGAGUCGUAGUGGCGAGCGGUAAAUCACCAAAAUUUGCAUUUCAGAAGUGGCGCUCCAGCCAGGGCGGGAUUAGAGGAGGGGGGAGGGUGCACGGAUCUCCUCUUGUGUCAGAGCAGGGCGACAAGAGGUCACAAGGUCAAAUGUGAAAUAUAUGUAUUGUAAUAAAGAUGUUCAACUAAAGCAAGCGCUGGUUAUUUUCUUGGGAGUGUUGAGGUUUGGUUCAUACGCUAGUGCCUUGUUGAAAGUCUUAAGUGUCACAGCUCGCCCGCACUUCAUUUCAUCCCGUUCCACCGGCGAGAACUGAUCUGACCCCCCCCCUUACUUGUUUUGUUCCCUACUGUUGAAGAGCAGGGUCCUAAGCUGCAAAGGCCUGUUUUUUUUUUUUUUUUUUUUUUUUUCUUUAAUCUCCACCGUACUAUCUAUGGAGUCUAUAACUGAACCGCACCACACAUUCAGUAAAGGUGACCACAUCAUUGCUUUGUAUAUUGUUUCCUGAAGUAUAUUGACAAAUGAAAAUAAAAUAUGCCUCU
Molecule: messenger RNA, 3636 nt
Organism: Anoplopoma fimbria (sablefish)
Lineage: Eukaryota; Metazoa; Chordata; Actinopteri; Perciformes; Anoplopomatidae
Gene: waca
Product: WW domain containing adaptor with coiled-coil a
Exons: 13
Coding region: 239-1873 (544 amino acids)
Biological process (GO): regulation of autophagy; positive regulation of TORC1 signaling
Cellular component (GO): nucleus
Molecular function (GO): RNA polymerase II complex binding; chromatin binding
Source: RefSeq, a predicted model, not a curated record